UCUAGGGCCAGUGGCCGUGGCUGCGUCCGCGGAGGACUGGUGCCGGCUUGUGGGGGUGGCAAGAUGUGCGCUCCAUGGAAAGUUGGAGCCCGCCCGUAUAGGCCCAGGGGUGGGGUCGCCUCUAAUUUGUUUUGUCUUCUGCUUAGGGACACCUCACCUGUCACUGAAGGGAAACGGAGGUGUCAGGGGCUCAGAGAUCCGAGACCAGAGGGAGAUGCACUGAGGCUGGCUGUCCCCCAUAAAGGGCCUCUCGGAAGGCACUUCCAGGAAUGCCUAGAAUCCCAUUCGAGCCAUUUGGAAGGGGAAAGGAGUUAAGAAAAAAUGAGGCAGAAGGAAGUGUUAGCCAAGACCUUCCAAGGCCCAGCUGUUGUCUGUAGGACUCCAAACAGCCACGUUUACAUGUUCAAGAAUGGCAGCGGGGACUCCGGGGAGUCCUCCGAGGAAGAGUCACAUCAUGUAUUACGACCCCGUGGCAAAGAGCGCCAGAAGAACAGCAUCCAACAGCAUCCGGGAGCAGGCAACGUGGUUCUGCUGCAGCGGGAGCUGGCCCAGGAGGACAGCCUCAACAAGCUGGCUCUCCAAUAUGGCUGCAAAGUCGCAGAUAUCAAGAAAGUGAACAACUUCCUCAGAGAACAAGACCUGUAUGCUUUGAAAUCGAUCAAGAUUCCGGUGAGAAAACAUGGGAUCCUCACAGAGACCCACCAAGAACUGACCCCCCUGGGGGGCCCAUCCUCUGAGACCAGAGUGACCCUGGUAGAACUGCCUGAAGAUGAAGAUGCCACUGGGGCACCUGCUCAGAGUAACCAACUGAUGGAUUUCUUUAAGGGAAUUGAUGAGAACAUUGAGCGGGCUGUGCAGUCUGACGUCUUCCACAGUGACAGCUGCUGUGUGGAGGCCGUAGAUCAGCCACUGCUCCCCACAACCCAGAAGCCACCAGCCGAUGGUGCAGACUGCGGGAUUCAGUGGUGGAAUGCUGUCUUCCUCAUGCUUCUCAUUGGGAUUGUGUUGCCGGUGUUUUAUCUCGUCUACUUUAAAAUCCAAGCCACCGGGGAAGCCUCAAGUAGCUUGAAUGCAACUGUUGUCCCCAAUGGCUCAAUGACACUGAGCCCAAUUCCAGGACAAGCCCCCAAUUUGGCAAUUCCAGUGCACACCCUCCCCCCUUCAGACAGCCAGGUCAGCUCAACCACCCAGGUAGGGGCCUAAGCUCAUUUAUUCUAGAAUUGGCAAUGCUUUGGCAAUUGGCUCUUGAUGUAUGUAGCUGUCACUGGCUGUUUGCUGGGAGUGUUGCAUUUAGCUUCCUGAGAUGUAUGGACAUUAAAGAAGUUGUCAUGUCAAUCUGGAUUGUAUGGACUGAGGAAUGGCCUGGCCUAACACAAGGAUGCAGGAGCCCAGACAUCAACAUUGCAGCGAGAGAGACAUUUGCAUGAAAUUAGUGGCUGUUUCUUGAAGACAUGUAGGGACUGGCUGUGAGGUCCUGUGCAGCUACUCUGUGGGCUCCUAAGUAGAGCACGACAAGGUAUCGGCAGUAUUGGUGCUCCACUGUUAGAUGGGGUCAAAUGUCAGUGUAUCCCUGUCCUCUAAGGGUGGGGGUGAGCUCACAUGUCCUGUGUCUGGGUAAAUCAAGGUGCUAUGCAGUAAGUCAUUGAGUUUUAGAGUGAUGAAUUGCAGUUAUGACAGCUUGACAUGUUUGCCUCUUCACUUGACCCCAUUGAAGCAAUGUCACAUCAGAAGUGACAAAGAUCUAAACUGCCAUCCUUUGAUUUAAGCUGCCAUUCGGUCCCUCACAUGGUUGGAGCUUUAUGUUCUUACACAUGGGCAUAUCUUAAGCCAGACACUGGGUCACCUCUCACAUUCACAGUAGGAGCAUCUCUGGUGAUGGAUUCUCCCAGUUGGCAUCUUGGGAGCAGCUGUUAUUGGCAAGUAGUCUGAAGGGACUACAUCUGACAUUGAGGUUCUAACACAUGCGCCUCUGAGGCCAAUCCACUGUCAGACCAGUGUUGGCAAGAACUGUAGGCCUCUACCCCACCCUCCACCUUGUCCAUGUGUGCCUGAAGCAGAGUAUUUUUCCUGCUGUACCCGUGACUAUUUUUUUGGAUAAUAUUCUUAACUUCCAGAUUCUGUGUCUCAGUGUUAAAACCAGACAUGAUGCCGGUGAGCUUUCUGUUACUGUACAAAAUAAUCUUAAGUAGGAAAGGUUCAUCUUGGCUCAAGGUCUCAAUCCAUGGCCUGAUUUGGGGGUGCCUUAUGGUAAGGACACAUCAUGGAGGAGAGUGUGUGGUGGAACAAAUUGCUCAUAAGACCAGAAAGAGAGAGAGAGACAAGGAGGUUGUUGGGUCCCAGUGUCACCUUCAAGGCCAUGCCUGCAGUAACCUAACUUCCUCCCACUAGACCCCAUCUCUUAAUGUUUCCACUCCUUCCCAAUGCCAAGGUGAGGACCAAGCUUUUAGGAUACUUGCCUUUGGGGGACAUCCGAACCCAACAGGGAGACAUUGGCUGUGAAAGGCUAUAAAAGGCAGCACCAGACACCAGAGGGUGCAAGACGCCCAAGGUUUUCUGAGGCACUCCCUGGAGGCGGUGGCCAUCAGUGUGCUGGAAGGGGUAAGUCAGCUUGCCUUGUCACAGCAGAAAGGGACCGAGGUGGCUGGGGUCUCAGCUUCAGGGUAAACAGAAAGCAAGCACAUUGCUCCAGUGGUGAGCGUGGUGGAUGCUCGGGCCACUUGACACUUAGGCCUGGAAAUCCGAUCAGAGGAGCAGAGUCCUUGAGCCAGCUAGCUGUUCAGUCAGGAAAACAAUCUGCCCAGGGUGCAGACAGCAAAUUUAAAUCACCUUCAGAAUUAAAUAAACCCAUGGAUGUUGAUACAAUAUUGAUCAUGUUAAGUGAUUUCUAUCUGGAUGCUCAUGACCAUUGUGGCUGUGAAGUUUCUCUUAAAUGUUGUCACCAGUAACUUCAGCAGGCAGGGCUCAGAGUCCCAGGGAAGAACCACUUUUGCCAGACAAACAAUGUCGCAUUUUUUUUCUGUAUUCUGUCUCAAGUGUUGGGGACUGUCUAUGACUGCCUGUGCACAGUCCUGUGUAGGCUCCGAAGUAGAACAUGACAAGGGAUCCGCAAUGUCAGUGGCCCUGGGGUUGGAUGGUGUCAGAUGACUGUCACAGUGACCCUGCCUGCUAAGAGUUAGGGUGGGCUUGGCUCAGAGAUGCGUUCUGUGUCUGAGUAGACCAAGGUGCUCUGCAAUAGUAUCAGUAUGUCACUGAGUUUUUAGACGAGUUACAGUUUUAACUUGUAUUUUCUGUAUUUUUCUCAAGUGGAAUAAAAUAUUUCUUCUGUGAAGGAAA
Messenger RNA from Cricetulus griseus (Chinese hamster), 3333 nucleotides. The record is from RefSeq and is a predicted model, not a curated record. Lineage: Eukaryota; Metazoa; Chordata; Mammalia; Rodentia; Cricetidae.